UCGGCAGGUCGAAGUAGUGCUGCGGCUAAGGCUAGGGCUGAUCACGAACGGGCUGCCCGCUGGGGUUGUUUGGCUGAUAGGCAGAAAUGAGGGCCCGCAUCAUCUCAGCCUCGAUUUGCCUGUUUGUAGGCACUUUCAGGCAGGCAGCAAUGGUUUUGAGUGUGAUUUGCAGUUCGGUUCAGCCUCACUUGCUUAUGAGUGUCGGUGAGCGUCCUUUUGGAAGAUGCGUGGGUGGGGAGAUGACAGGUGGUUUAAGCAUAAAUGUGAACUCAUCACGCAGCUACAUCGAGAUCUGUCACCAAAGGUCCUUCAGCGAACAAGUGACGAACGUCUCUAGUGUGAUUCAGCUGGCCAGAGGCAUCGGCGCAUUAGCUACGGGUACCUGCGGAGGUGUCACCGUUUUGAGUGGGUGUGACGGCCUACGUCUUGUAGUUCUACCAGUCCGCCUCGCCGCAGCCUUAGCGGCUCCUGUUGUUACUCAUAUGUUGUUCUUUGUCUUCAAUUGGUUCUCUUCUCGCAUUCCCCAUGCGCGCAAAGCCUCUGGGCCCUACUAGCACCAUGCACCUGCCAAGUGCAGCCUCCUCAA
This is a messenger RNA of Alternaria rosae, 586 nucleotides long. RefSeq lists its product as uncharacterized. The coding region runs from base 87 to 554 and encodes 155 amino acids. NCBI's taxonomy places the organism in Eukaryota, Fungi, Ascomycota, Dothideomycetes, Pleosporales, Pleosporaceae. The record is from RefSeq and is a predicted model, not a curated record. The transcript has 2 exons.